UUUUCGAUGACCCAGCUUUCUUCCAUCCUAUCGCCUUUUCGCAGUUGGUGCAGGGUCUUGCAAAGUUUGCAGCGCAGGCUCUCAUUUUCUAGACCAAACGAAGGUGUCAGUUCCAGUGGUCGUAAUAAAUUCCCGUAAGCUAUCAGGUAGGACUGUCUCCUCGUCCCAAACCCAGUUCGCCGAAGGGACGGAGUUUUAUCACUGUCGCGAUCGUCCUCUACCAUUCCGAGGAGGUUUCGUUGAUAUCCGGGAAAUUUCAUCCUGGAAACAUAUCUGGGUAGUAGCGAAAGAGAGAGAAAUGAGCACAAAUUUUGAGUGCACAGAAGGUAUGGCAGUGCUCUUUGUCCAACACAGCAUUCCACUAAGAAGGCUCAAAACUGAAACGAUUCUGCCAAUUCGUGCAUGAAGGAGAUUCUUAUCGUGGAGAAAUUCGCUCCCCUCGAAAGUCUCCGAAAUCACGGUUGAAGACGACCUGUCCGUGCUCGAUGUUUGAUCCGGACCGCAGACCAGACCGCGAUACGCGUUGGUGGAUGGACUGUCAACCUCACAUCCGCGCCCUUAGGGAAGUCAUGUACUCAGCCGACGCGAACAAAGAAGUGGAGAUACUCUUGCACAAGUGUGUCUCUGUACAUGGCCACGAUCAACUAUAAUUCGUCGCUUGACAAUGAGAAGAUUUACAUUGCUCUCACAGGACGUUUCGUCACAUGUAAGGAGGCGUCCUUGCUGCAAGGGAGCGAAAUAAAAGGGCUCAUACUGCACUGCAUCUUUCAUCGAGCUAGAUGGUCAAGGAGCAGGUUGGGCCCUCGAACCGUGCCCGAUCAUAUCACCGCCCACACAGGUGCCACUCCCCCCAGCGGUCCUAUACUCCAGUUCCGAGCACUCUCCACAAACGCUAUGGCUCAUCUGCCCACCCUCCAUCCUCACCUCGCCGGCUUCGCUCCUGCUGUCUACAACGUCUCUCGGUCCGGCUAUCUUCACCCCAAGCUUGCACAAUAUGCCACUUACCCUUUUCACACGUACUCACAACCUCAACACCGAAGUACCACUUCAUCACACUAUCCCAAAACAUUUCUCAAUGCAUCGGGCACAUUUCAUGUGGAGUCGCUUAAUGUGCACAUAGAUGCGGUGAAUGCACUUGCGGUGUACACACAAAAUGUCCCUCUCUACAGCGGCUCCGGCGAUACCACCAUUAAGGUGUUUCAGAAGCAGGAGAUGUCGUGUGAAGGGCGUAGUACCUCAUGGGGCAGGCACGCAGCUGUGAAGAGCGUGGGUGCUGGCGCUUUCUUCAGCGUACAGGGGCCCAGUGGAAGCUCUGUGGAGGAUGGCAAACCAGGAACAUAUUCUAUUGUGCAGGAUCAUGGAUAAAACAGCUUACAGAUUCUCACCUGAGGUAAUCCCUACCACAAGUGAUGGUCUCGAGUAGCUAGAUGACGUGCUCAAGAGGUGACUACUCAAUCCUGGACGAUUUGUUCCAUAAAGGAGAGUGCUCAACGACGGCAAAUAUUCUUAUUAUCAAGCCUUAAACCGCAAGAUGUUUUCCACCCAAGCUGCUGUGCUCAUACAGAUUCUAGGACUGGAGGACAAUGAAAGUAAAUUUCACCAGUCAUGCAAAUUCACAAACGUUUCUGAUGAAGCUGAUUUUGAUCAGCCUAUUCCGCAUUGAUUGAUGGUGUUUCCCUCGUUGCUGGACAUCUAAUUGCUUUAGAAAUCUUUGGUUGAACAGAGCCUAAUUAUGACCUAUGCAAUCCAAUCCUAACAGGUUAUACUUUGUGUACCUACAUUGCGUUUCGCUCAUAAGAACAAAAGACAGAUGAACAAUAACAGUGUAACUUAUGAAAAUCAUGCAAUCUUCCAAUCGUCAUGAAUAGCACAUAUGACACAAUAGAUAGACUUUAUUUUUACACACUUUCCAUUUACAAUAUGCAAAAAAGAUAGAGAAGACGAUCAAUACCAUAAAUAUCUCUACAGCUUGAGUAAGUGUGUAUCCAUCUAUAGCUUGAGUAAGUGUGCAUCCAUUGAUAGG
This is a messenger RNA of Physcomitrium patens, 2023 nucleotides long. RefSeq lists its product as uncharacterized. The record is from RefSeq and is a predicted model, not a curated record. Lineage: Eukaryota; Viridiplantae; Streptophyta; Bryopsida; Funariales; Funariaceae.